AUGCGUCUAGCUUCAGUGCUCCUCGGUGCCUGCGGGCUGGCUUUCUCCGCAGCACAAUCGGAUCCCCUUGAGGGAUAUGCGUUUCUGUACUUCACCGGCAACUCUAUUGCCGGCGAGAAUAUCUUCCUCGCUGCAUCCACCGGCAACGACGCGCUGAACUGGACAGAGCUUAACGGCGGCCAGCCCAUCCUCAAAUCCUCGUACGGCACAAAGGGAUUGCGGGAUCCCUUUGUCAUCCGCUCAGCGGAAGGCGACAGGUUCUUCCUCCUCGCCACAGACCUCUCAAUUGGCUCUGGAACUUCGUGGGGCGACGCGGUACGUACAGGAAGCCGGUUUCUGGAGAUCUGGGAGUCUAGAGAUCUCAUCAAUUGGUCGGCGCAACGUCAUGUCGAAGUAUCACCACCGACAGCGGGAAAUACCUGGGCACCUGAGGCAUUCUACGACUCGGACCUCGGGCAGUAUGUGGUGUACUGGGCUUCUUCGCUUUACGACGAAGCAGAUACCAACCAUACUGGAUCUACAUAUCACCGGAUGCUGUACGCCACCACGAGCGACUUUGUUACCUUUAGCGAGCCGCAAAUCUGGCAAGAUGCAGGCAUGUCACGCAUCGACUCGACUGUGAUCAAGGAUGGGAGCACAUACUAUCGUUUCACCAAGGACGAAGGAGCUUCUGGAACUGGGUGCGCAGAUAUCAUUGAAGAACGCUCCGAUUCUUUGCGCGCCACGCUGGGAUUGUGGACGCAGGUCACUGCUUGCAUUGGGAAGAAUGCAGGGACUAAGUCGGUAGAGGGGCCGACCGUGUUCAAAUCCAACCCGAAUGAUGUGAAUGGGGAGAAAUUCUAUUUGUUUGUGGAUGAGUAUGUUGAUCGCGGUUAUAUUCCUCUUGAGACAGAGGAUCUGGCGAAUCCGGCGUGGAAGGUGUCGGCUGAGUAUAAGUUGCCGGCGAGUCCUCGUCAUGGCACUGUCAUUCCAAUUACGGCAAAAGAGCUCGCUACAAUAACUGCUAGCACAACAGCUUCCAAAAGACAGCUCCAGAAAACCAAGCUCGCAAAGCGAACCAGCCCCGUCCUCCCAGGCCUUUACGCCGAUCCCAACAUCGCCAUAUUCGGCAACACCUACUAUAUCUACGCCACGACCGACGGCUUCGCAGGCUGGGGCGGCAACGUCUUCUACGUCUGGAAGUCACCCGACCUCGUAACAUGGACGCGCUCUACCUCUCCUAUCCUCACCCUCAAUGGCACAUCCGGCAACGUCCCCUGGGCGACCGGCAACGCCUGGGCUCCCACCAUCAUCGAGCGCAACGGAAAGUACUACUUCUACUUCAGCGGACAAAACCCAACCUACAAUCGCAAGACCAUCGGUGCGGCCGUUGCGGACUCCCCCGAGGGUCCCUUCACCGCGCAACCUACCGCGAUGAUUCUCAACAACGAGGCGAUUACGAGCGGCCAGGCCAUCGACGCCGCCGCCUUCCAAGAUCCCACGACGGGGAAGUACUACCUGUUUUGGGGAAACACAGGCACAGGGCAACCGCUGUACGCCGAGCUCGCGGACGACAUGGUGUCCCUAAAAGAGAAGACACUGGCUACGACCAGCGGCUUGACCAACUUCCGCGAGGGCGUCUUCGUAAACUACCGCCGAGGACUAUUCCACAUGACAUACUCGAUUGACGACACCGGCAGCGAGAACUACCGCGUGGGCUAUGCCACAUCCCUCAACGUGACCGGUCCGUGGACGUACCGCGGAAUCAUCCUCCAGAAGGAUGUAGAGAAGGGAAUCCUGGCGACGGGACAUGAUAGCAUUGUGCAGGUUCCUGGGACGGACGAUUGGUAUAUUGCGUAUCAUCGUUUCAAGAUUCCGGAUGGGGAUGGGACGCAUCGGGAGACGACGAUUGACAAAGUGUUCUUUGACGAGGAAGGGAUUAUGGUCCCGGUUGUGCCGACUUUGGAGAGUGUGGGACCGCAGCGGAUUAAGCAGACCAGGUAUUAA
Molecule: messenger RNA, 1986 nt
Organism: Paraphaeosphaeria sporulosa
Lineage: Eukaryota; Fungi; Ascomycota; Dothideomycetes; Pleosporales; Didymosphaeriaceae
Product: Arabinanase/levansucrase/invertase
Exons: 2
Coding region: 1-1986 (661 amino acids)
Biological process (GO): carbohydrate metabolic process
Molecular function (GO): hydrolase activity, hydrolyzing O-glycosyl compounds
Source: RefSeq, a predicted model, not a curated record